UUUCCCGGCGUGCUUCCAUAUGCCGGCGGCGCCGGCUCCCGGCGCCAUUUUGCUCCGCCGAGAGGCCCUAAGAUGGCGGCGAGGGAGAGGAAGAAGGUUGCCACCCGCUCAGCAGGUCUCUAAUCAGCUAUCUCUCCCUGUCUCCCGACAGCCGGCCCAUGGCCUGGCGGAGGCCCAAACCAUGGACCUCCGCACCGCCGUGUACAAUGCCGCGCGCGACGGCAAGCUGCAGCUGCUCCAGAAGCUGCUUAGCGGCCGGAGCCGGGAGGAGCUGGACGAGCUAACCGGCGAGGCGGCUGGCGGGGGUACGCCGCUGCUCAUCGCCGCCCGCUACGGCCACCUGGACGUGGUGGAGUACCUAGUGGACCGCUGCGGCGUUAGUGUGGAGGCCGGUGGCUCGGUACACUUUGACGGGGAGACCAUCGAGGGCGCGCCGCCGCUGUGGGCUGCCUCCGCCGCCGGCCACCUGGACGUGGUCCGGAGCCUGCUGCGCCGCGGGGCCUCGGUGAACCGCACCACGCGCACCAACUCCACGCCGCUGCGUGCCGCCUGCUUUGACGGGCACCUCGAGGUGGUGCGUUACCUGGUGGGCGAGCACCAGGCCGACUUGGAGGUAGCCAACCGGCACGGGCACACCUGCCUUAUGAUUUCCUGCUACAAGGGCCACCGUGAGAUUGCUCGUUACCUGCUGGAGCAGGGCGCUCAGGUGAACCGGCGCAGCGCCAAGGGCAACACCGCCCUGCACGACUGCGCAGAGUCUGGCAGCCUGGAGAUCUUGCAGCUGCUGCUGGGCUGCAAUGCCCGCAUGGAACGCGAUGGCUACGGCAUGACCCCGCUGCUUGCCGCCAGCGUGACAGGCCACACCAACAUUGUGGAGUACCUCAUCCAGGAGCAACCCGGCCAGGAGCAGGCUGCCGGUGGAGAAGGUCCUCCCCCCAGCCAGGGGUGCGUGCAGCCCCAGGGAGCUCAAUGUCACAGUUCCUCCCCGGAGGAACCUCCAAACGGUGAAUCUUAUGAAAGCUGCUGCCCCACCAGCAGAGAAGCUGCUGUGGAAGCCUUGGAAUUGCUGGGAGCCACAUAUGUGGAUAAAAAGCGAGAUCUGCUUGGGGCUCUCAAACACUGGAGGCGAGCCAUGGAGCUGCGUCAUCAAGGGGGCGAGUACCUGCCCAAACCAGAACCCCAGCAGCUAGUCCUGGCCUAUGACUAUUCCAGGGAGGUGAACACUACCGAGGAAUUGGAAGCCCUGAUAACCGACCCGGAUGAAAUGCGCAUGCAGGCCCUGUUAAUCCGGGAGCGUAUCCUCGGCCCCUCUCACCCAGAUACUUCCUAUUACAUCCGUUACAGGGGUGCGGUAUAUGCUGACUCUGGCAAUUUUGAGCGCUGCAUCCGCUUGUGGAAGUACGCCCUGGAUAUGCAGCAGAACAACCUGGAGCCUCUGAGCCCCAUGACCGCCAGCAGUUUUCUCUCCUUCGCAGAACUCUUCUCUUACGUGCUGCAGGACAGGUCAGCCAAGGGAGGCCUGGGCACACAGAUUGGCUUUGCAGAUCUCAUGGGAGUGCUCAGCAAAGGUGUCCGGGAAGUAGAACGGGCCCUACAGAUGCCCAAAGAACCUGGGGAUUCAGCCCAGUUUACCAAGGCCCUGGCUAUUAUACUCCACCUGCUCUACUUGUUGGAGAAAGUGGAGUGCACACCCAGCCAGGAGCACGUGAAGCACCAGACCAUCUACCGCCUGCUCAAGUGUGCCCCUCGUGGCAAGAACGGCUUCACUCCUUUGCACAUGGCUGUGGACAAGGAGACCACAAAUGUGGGCCGCUACCCAGUGGGCAGAUUCCCCUCCCUCCACGUGGUGAAAGUGUUGCUUGACUGCGGUGCUGACCCAGACAGCAGGGACUUUGACAACAACACCCCACUGCACAUAGCAGCCCAGAACAACUGCCCUGCAAUCAUGAACGCCCUGAUCGAAGCAGGGGCCCACAUGGAUGCCACCAAUGCCUUCAAGAAGAUGGCCUAUGAGCUGCUGGAUGAAAAGCUGCUGGCCAGGAGCACCAUGCAGCCCUUCAACUACGUUACCCUGCAGUGCCUUGCAGCCCGAGCCUUGGACAAAAACAAGAUACCCUACAAGGGCUUUAUCCCAGAAGAACUGGAGGCUUUCAUUGAACUGCACUGACCUGCCGAGAGUGUUUGCUCCCUUGGAGGAGUCUCCAGGGUGUGUGGCAGAUUCUUGUUUUUACCUUCUCUGAACAGGCAGCAAAUCAGGAUAAGGGCUCUUCCUCUUCUUAUCCCCUUUGCCUGCAGGCAGAGGGGAAGGACUUAGUGAGCUGUUGGUGCUAGAAGCCUUCAUGAUCACAUGCUAGGAGGACAUUCUCCAGAAGCCCACCCAUCCAUCCUGAAUUGGGAAAAGAUGCAAGACCUUCCCUGUAUCCUGUCUACCUGGGUUUUAGCAGCCUUUGCCUUUUUACCUAGAGGCAGAGGGACAAAAGCCAUUGCCUUCCUUCCCUACUUGAAAUGCAGGAAGAAGUUGAGAAUUGAUCUGCCUUCCCUUGCCUGUUUAUGUGGCGGAUAAAUCUAGCUGCCAAAUACAGUAUUAGCACUGGGGGCUCCCAAGGUCAAGAGUUCGAAUAUCAAGAUGCAAGACCACCUUUUACUUCUUCCAGCACAUUAAUGCCCCGCUCUUGCAUCACCACAGUCAUGGGUGUGCAGGCAGGGCAGCCUGCCUCUUGCAUAGCGUUCAUUUGGUUUGGUGUUCUGUUUAUUUAAUAAGCAGGUUACAAGCGUUGCACAGAAGUUCUGAGAUUUUACUGCCUUUUUUUUUUUUUUUUAAAGAAUGUCGUUUGUCUGACUCCAAUAUAAGUUAAUUUCAAGCAAUGAGGAUUUUGUGGUGCCUGAGAUGGCUAAGGGCAUAGGGAGUGAGCUUUAUUCUGUGGAGAAUUUGAUGAGCAAGGGAAAAGUCCAUGGUAGGGAUCCCUAUGAUGUGGGUGAUCUUAGGUUUUUAUAAAACUUCGUUGUUCUGCCUUUUACAGGACUCCUAACUUUUGUUAGAGAACUGUUCUUCAGAACAAAGAUCAGGGUAAGUGCCAAAAGAGUGACAACAAAGCUUCACAACAGUUUGCCAUCCAGCAAGCACUAGCAUGGUCAGUUUGAGUCUGGAUUGGCACCGUUUUUGAGUUCCAGCUACAGGCCACUCAGCCUCACAGAUCUCACACAGUUUUUCUCAUUUCAUUGUGGACAUAUCCACAAGUGGCCUGACCCACUUUGGGGGGGCGUUUAUUGGCUGUUCCACCAACGAUCUGAAUCUAAGUCUUCCUGAGAAAGGCCCAAGCACAGCACUAACUCAGUACAUCCGAUAGCUAAGACACUGAGUGUCAGGAACAACCUGCCAGUUGAGAUUUGUAUAAAGUCUCAUUGUCUCAUAACUCAGGGUGGUGCUAGAGAAUCUGCCCCAGCAAGAGUUUUCUCGGGAACAAGAUCACACGAGCCUUGGUAGGCAGGAGCAGGUUCUUCAUCUGUGUGGGGAACAGUGCAUAACAGAAGCAAAGCAACUACCCCUUGUGGCUCAGGAGUAGAGACUCAUUCAGGAGAGCAGAAUCCUCUCUGCCUGCCUCGCUCUCACAUGGCAGGCCCUUGGGAGCAGGGUCAGUGGGCACUCCAACAUCCUGCUCCUUGAAGGAAAUUAGGCCUUGUUUGGAUUUGCAGUGUUUGUUAGGAAAUUAUUUAUUUACAAGACAAGGUUUCAAGUUAACUCAGCGAAGGCAGGAAUGUUCCUGUCCCUUUCAAAGCACAGAAUAAAGAAAUGAGACCAUUUAAA
This is a messenger RNA of Nycticebus coucang (slow loris), 3805 nucleotides long. RefSeq names its product fem-1 homolog A (gene FEM1A). The transcript has a single exon. The record is from RefSeq and is a predicted model, not a curated record. Lineage: Eukaryota; Metazoa; Chordata; Mammalia; Primates; Lorisidae. Bases 20 to 2167 code for a protein of 715 amino acids. Gene Ontology annotation, molecular function: protein binding.